AUGGCUUCCGUCACAACAGACGCCAUAGAGCUCACGCUCACAACUGAUGCUCAACCAUCGGAUGACGAACUCUCCCAAUACCGCCACGAGAACUCUUCUUUACGCCUUCAAGAUGUCCCCCUUCACACUGACACUGGCACCAUGACGUGUGACCUUUCUACCGGACACGAACGUCCUUUUGUCCCAGCAACUUUACGACGACAAGUGUUCAACGCUCUUCACAAUCUAUCCCACCGUGGAGUCCGGGCGACAGUCAAACUCAUCACUGACCGAUUCGUCUGGCUCAACAUCAACCGGUAUGUACGGCGUUGGGCCCGAACCUGUCUACCAUGUCAGCGCGCCAAAACGCAUCGGCCAGGAACUUUCGCCACUUCUGAUGCACGUUUCAGUCAUGUGCACAUUGACCUGGUAGGUCCGCUUCCAACAUCUAACGGUUCUGCCUAUAUGAUGACAAGCAUUGACUGGUUUACUCGGUGGCCUGUUGCUGCGCCCAUUCCGGACAUCAGUGUCGAAAUCGUAGCAAAAGCAUUUCUGACUCAUUGGGUGUCUAAUUUUGGAGUUCCUGCGACUGUCACCACUGACCGCGGAUCCCAAUACGAGUCCACGCUGUUUCGCGAGCUCACAUCCCUUCUCGGUACCAACCGAUUCGAACAACAGCAAUACCACCCUCAAGCAAAUGGUCUCGUCAAGCGCUUACAUCGACAACUCAAAACUUCCCUUAUGACCCAGCCCGAUCAUUCCCGAUGGUCUGAUCACCUUCCCCUGGUGCUGUUGUCCCUCCGUUCCACUCUCAAGGCCGACAUCGGAUGCACAGCAGCUGAUCUUGUCUACGGAACCUCCUUAUGA
This is a messenger RNA of Spirometra erinaceieuropaei, 846 nucleotides long. Lineage: Eukaryota; Metazoa; Platyhelminthes; Cestoda; Diphyllobothriidea; Diphyllobothriidae. The record is from the annotation of a GenBank genome assembly.